This is a messenger RNA of Arvicola amphibius (Eurasian water vole), 2881 nucleotides long. RefSeq names its product zinc finger and BTB domain containing 22 (gene Zbtb22). The transcript is spliced from 3 exons. Gene Ontology annotation, biological process: regulation of transcription by RNA polymerase II. The record is from RefSeq and is a predicted model, not a curated record. Gene Ontology annotation, molecular function: RNA polymerase II cis-regulatory region sequence-specific DNA binding; protein binding; DNA-binding transcription factor activity, RNA polymerase II-specific. The coding region runs from base 475 to 2370 and encodes 631 amino acids. Lineage: Eukaryota; Metazoa; Chordata; Mammalia; Rodentia; Cricetidae.
UGGGAAAAGGCAGGCUUGGAGGAUUAAAGGGGAACGAAGGCUUCGGCCAAACCAAGUCCUGGGUCCGCAGCGGCGGGGGGACCUGGCACCUUUAAGGUGGACUGGCGCGCUGGUCCUUUAAAGGAGAAGCGUCGGCGUCGGUCGAGUUUUGCCCAGCGGCACGGGAGGGGUGCUGGCCUGCGCCUUUAAGGUCGCAGGUCCGGGAGGCGGAGCGGAGGCGGAGGGCGGAGGGAGUCGGCACAAGAUGGCGGCGGGAGGGGCCGGGGCUGCGGCUCUGGUCGCCGAGUGAGGGGGGGCCGGGGGCGCGCGGCCAGCGCUGCGGUUUGAUGUCGUUUGAUGGCUGCACUUGGAUGACUGACUUAAUCCUUCUGAGCCUCAGUUGCCUCAUCUGUCCCAUGGGGUUGAAAGAGACCCCCCCGGCCGCCCUCUUCUUUCCUUUGUUCCUGUGGCUGGGGGGGUAUCUCCUCCCGCAACAUGGAGCCAUCUCCUCUGUCACCCAGUGGGGCGGCUCUCCCGCUGCCUCUCUCGCUGGCUCCGCCGCCGCUGCCUCUGCCCGCAGCUGCAGUGGUGCACGUGUCGUUCCCUGAAGUGACCAGUGCCCUCCUGGAGUCCCUCAACCAGCAGCGGCUCCAGGGGCAGCUGUGCGAUGUGUCCAUCCGAGUGCAGGGCCGGGAGUUUCGUGCACACCGGGCUGUCCUGGCCGCCUCCUCUCCUUACUUCCACGACCAGGUCUUACUCAAAGGCAUGACCUCCAUCUCUCUGCCCAGUGUCAUGGACCCGGGUGCGUUUGAAACGGUCCUGGCCUCGGCGUACACAGGCCGCCUCAGCAUGGCUGCUGCUGACAUCGUCAACUUCCUCACGGUGGGCUCGGUCCUCCAGAUGUGGCACAUCGUGGACAAGUGCACUGAGCUCCUUCGGGAGGGUCGCUCCUCAGCCACUACCACCACGGUCACCACUGCCGCAGCCCCCUCUGUCUCCAUCCCUGGUGCCAGUGGCCCGUCAGGGAGUGGGGGCGCUGGAGCCCCGGCCACCUUGGGCUCCGUCCGCUCCCAUGCUUCCAGCCGGGCCAGUGAGAAUCAGUCCCCUAGCAGUAGCAACUACUUCAGCCCCCGGGAGUCCGCCGAGUUCUCCUCUUCCUCCCAAGAUACCUUUGUAGCGUCAGCAGUGGGCUGUGGGAACCGUCGAGAUGGUGGCCCUGGGUUUCCAGGCCCUGUGGUUGGCAGCGUGGCUGCCACUUCUGGAAAGCUGCUGCUGGAGGCAGACGAGCUGUGUGAUGAUGGUGGGGACGGGAGGGGGACCAUGGUCCCCGGCGCUGGGCUCCGGAGGCCUUCCUGCAUGCCUGCCGGUGCAGUGCCACAGAAACACUGGGUAUAUGUGAAACGAGGUAGAAAUUGCCCUGCGCCAGCCUCUCUGGUUCACCAAGAUCCAGAUCUAGAGGAUGAGGAGGAAGAGGAAGAUCUAGUGUUGACUUGUGAGGAUGAUGAAGACGAAGAACUGGGGGGUGGCUCCGGGGUUCCUGCAGGGGGAGAGCCUGAGGCUACGCUCAGUAUCAGUGAUGUGCGGACCUUGACCGAGCCUCCAGUCAAAGGGGAGGAGCAGGUCAACUUCUGUGAGUCCUCCAAUGACUUCGGCCCCUAUGAGGGUGGGGGGGUCGGAGCAGGGCUUGAUGACUCUGGAGGACCCACCCCCUCCUCCUAUACCCCCACCCAACCUCCACGACCCCUCCUUCCUUUGGAUGUGCCUGGCAACCAGAUCUUGGUAUUCCCAUCCUCCUCCUCACAGGCUCCAGGCCAGCCACCAGGGAACCCAGCAGAACACGGGGCAGUGACCCUGGGGGGCACCUCUGCCGUGGGUCUAGGCAUACCAAGUGGCUCUGGUGGGGCCCCUGGAGGGACAGGCAGCAGCGACGGGAAUAAGAUCUUUUUGUGCCACUGUGGAAAGGCUUUCUCGCAUAAGAGUAUGCGGGACCGACACGUGAACAUGCAUCUCAACCUGCGACCUUUCGACUGCCCGGUGUGCAACAAAAAGUUCAAGAUGAAGCACCACCUGACUGAGCACAUGAAGACGCACACAGGCCUCAAGCCCUAUGAGUGCAGCGUCUGCGCCAAGAAGUUCAUGUGGCGGGACAGCUUCAUGCGGCACCGGGGACACUGUGAGCGCCGGCACCGGAUGGGCGGGGGCGGGGCGGCAUCAGGACCGGGAUCCGGGGCUCCUACUGGGCCUGCCUUGCAACCUAAGAGGGAGUCUUCCGGAGUGGGUGGGAGCGAUGAGGCGAAUUCGGCCACACCCCCAUCCCAUAGGCGUGUCUGGUCCCCACCCAGCGUGCACAAGGUGGAGAUGGAUUUCAGUGGGGGCGGAGGAGCACACUGAAGGUCAGGCAAUGGGGAGCUUAGUCUAAGGGCAACGUGGCCCCCGGAGUUUUUCCCACCACACUGUCUUCCCUUUUCUCUGCGGACUUGUAUAUAUUCUGGAGAGGGCCUAGGUUGCACCAUUGCCAGUAGGUUCCAUUCCUCAGCCCCUUAUUCCCUCGGUAUCUCCGGAAGUAAGCCUUUUUUCUUCUCUCUUGGGCACACCAGUGUCCCACCAUUACAGAAUAGGGCCCACACGAUGAGGGAGUGGAAAGGGGGCAUUUUGAGCAUCCCGGAAUCACAGGGUCAACGGUCAGGUUGUGCUGGUUUGUGCCUGGUCUGUGUUUGUGUUGUGGGACGAGGUCUUAUCCUUUCCCCUCCUGAAGGAUGCGCCCCUUAUUUCUGUACCAGCCCCGCUCUUCCCAAGAAGAUUCCCAAUUGGGUUUUCGUGAAAGUGGGUGGAGACAAGGAAUGAGUCGCGUAGUAUAGGUUUUAAUUUUUAAUGGUGAUUAAAAUAUUUAUUGGUCACUUCA